Selaginella moellendorffii is the source of this 414-nucleotide messenger RNA. RefSeq names its product zinc finger transcription factor YY1-like. Bases 1 to 414 code for a protein of 137 amino acids. The transcript has 3 exons. The record is from RefSeq and is a predicted model, not a curated record. Lineage: Eukaryota; Viridiplantae; Streptophyta; Lycopodiopsida; Selaginellales; Selaginellaceae.
AUGCCAGCAGAUUUUUUCCUCCCUUCUGUUUCCUUCAGAGAAGAAGCAGCAGUAGCAGCAGCAACCGGCGGUGGUCGACCAUUCCUGUGCCCCUACAAAGGUUGUGACAAGUGCUACUUCUACGAGUACAAGCUCAACCUCCAUCUCAAGAGGGGGCAUGUCAAGGAGGAGAUGGUGGAGCACAAUGGCAGCAAUGAGUUUAGUGAUGGCAGUGAUUCGGAGCAUUUGGUCCGGGGGCCCGGGAAGGGAAAGAUGAGGCUGGGAGGAGGAGGAGGAAAUUCAAGGCUGGCAUCCACAGCAGCGCUGAAGAUAGUGAGUGAUCAUCCCUUGGGGCAGGAUGAUCUGAUGAACGAUGCUGGGGGGAACAACGAAGUGUUUGAAGAUGAUGAAGAAACUGAGGACGAUGUGGACUAG